AUGACGGCCGCCGAGGUCGAGUCGCAGCCCGACGCCGCCGCCGGCACCGGGGCAGAAGACGCCGGCGCGGCGGCGUGGAACGAGGCCCUCAACAAGGAGCUGCAAGAGGGCUUCACCGGCAACGACCGACGAGACAUGCAGCGCAUGGGCAAGAAGCAGCAAUUCCGCCGAAACUUUCGGCUCCUGUCCACCAUCGGCUUCACGACCUGCGUCAUGGGCACCUGGGAAAUUCUCCUCACCUCCAACACGCAGGGCCUCACGGCCGGCGGCCUGCCCGGCCUGUUCUGGUCCCUGUGCUGGUCGUACACCGGGCAGUUCUUCAUCGUGCUGUCGCUCGCCGAGAUGGCGUCGAUGGCGCCGACGGCCGGCGGCCAGUACCACUGGGUGUCCGAGUUUGCGCCGCCGCGGCACCAGAAGCUCCUGAGCUACCUCUCCGGCUGGCUCUCUGCCGUGUCGUGGCAGUCCAUUGUCGCGCUCGACGCCUUCCUGAUCGGCUCCAUCAUCCAGGGCCUCAUCACGCUCAACAACGCGGCCUACACCCCGGCGCCGUGGCAGGGCACCCUCCUCGUCAUGGCCUCUGUCCUCGCCGUUGCGCUCUUCAACGUGUUCGGCGCCGCGCACCUGCCGCUCGCCGAAGGCCUGUUCGUGACGGUGCACAUUUUUGCCUUUUUCCCCGUCAUUGUCACCCUGCUCGUGCUGGCGCCCAAGCAGCCCGCCGCCGCCGUCUUUGCCGGCUUCACCGACAACGGCGCCGGCUGGCCGUCCGUCUCGCUCGCCGUCAUGGUCGGCCAGGUCUCGACUAUGUUUGUCGUGCUCGGGUCCGACUCGGUCGCCCACAUGUCCGAGGAGAUUGAGGACGCGGGCGUCAUUGUGCCGCGCGCCAUGGUCUGGUCGUUUCUGCUCAACGUGCCCUUUACGUUUGGGCUGCUGCUGACGUACCUCUUUUCGAUUGGCAAUGUGCAGGAGGCGCUGAGUGACAGGACGGGCUUUCCCUUCAUCUAUGUGUUUCGGGAGGCGACGGGCAGUGUGCGUGGCGCGACGGGACUCACGGUCGUGGUGCUCGUGCUGCUCAUCAUGGUCACGAUUUCGAGUCUGGCGUCGACGUCGCGCCAGACGUUUGCCUUUGCCCGCGAUAAUGGCCUUCCAUUCUCGAAAUGGCUUGGUGCUGUUCACCCGACAUGGCAUGUCCCUGUCAAUGCCGUCACCUUUACCUGCAUCUUCAGUAUGGUGCUUUCGCUCAUCAACAUUGGGUCAACGGUUGCCUUCAACGCCAUGCUCUCCCUCUCUACAGUGGCCCUCAUGGCUACCUACGUCAUCUGCCUCGGCUGCGUCGCCUUAAGGCGUCUUCACGGCGAGCCGCUCCCUCAUGCGCGCUGGUCACUUGGCAGAUGGGGCCUUCCCAUUAACUGUACCGCCCUCGUCUACGCCUGCUGGUCCUUUUUCUGGAGUUUCUGGCCCAACAGUUACCACCUCACUGCGCAAAACUUCAAUUGGGCCUGCGUUCUUUUCGUUGGGCUCAUGAGUUUAUCAGUGGUCCUCUACUAUACUCGUGCUCGCCACAUUUAUCAAGGUCCGGUGGUUCUUGUUCAGAAACCGAGAGACUAA
This is a messenger RNA of Cordyceps militaris CM01, 1605 nucleotides long. Its product is annotated as amino acid transporter, putative. Bases 1 to 1605 code for a protein of 534 amino acids. The record is from RefSeq and is a predicted model, not a curated record. NCBI's taxonomy places the organism in Eukaryota, Fungi, Ascomycota, Sordariomycetes, Hypocreales, Cordycipitaceae. Gene Ontology annotation, biological process: transmembrane transport. Gene Ontology annotation, cellular component: membrane. Gene Ontology annotation, molecular function: transmembrane transporter activity. The transcript is spliced from 5 exons.